Molecule: messenger RNA, 3991 nt
Organism: Liolophura sinensis
Lineage: Eukaryota; Metazoa; Mollusca; Polyplacophora; Chitonida; Chitonidae
Product: transmembrane protein 232-like
Exons: 14
Coding region: 81-3200 (1039 amino acids)
Source: RefSeq, a predicted model, not a curated record
ACUUUCUUCACCGCUGCUUACUCCCUUCUUACUUUCAUGUGUUUCAUAUCCCUUUGUCUGAUAGCUUCCAUGUAGUUUAUAUGUUUGUAGUACAUGUUGUUCAACAAAAUCUUGAUAGUUUCACUUUUGUUGGCAGUUUUGUUCUGCUAAGCCAAGUGCCCAUCAUGCCCGUGACCAAAGUUCCUGUGGUGCACAAAUUUGGAAUCAUCUCCUACAGCCAACGCUUGCAGUUACAGGAGAGGUUGCUUAAACAGUCUUUUCCAGAAGUACAAGGCUCUAAACAAUCAGCUGUACACACAUCAAGACUUCCACUGGAAAUAACAGAGACCUUCAUACAGCAGUACAACAAUGCUAAAGGACUGGAUGAGUGUGAGAAGUUUGAGGACCUGGCUCAGAAGAUGCUGGAGAGGAUUAAGAGACGUACUGGAGUAAGGGUAGGUUCUCAGGGUCAGCACAUUAACCUUCCCUUGGCCUGGACAGAACUCUCCCAGCUGGCUCAGUGUAAAGGGUCCAUCCAGGAAGAUUGCCUGGAUGUGUUGAUUAUCUCCCUGGAUCAAGCCCCUCUAGAGCACUGUCACAUCCCUGCACUGUUCUUCCUGGCUGAGACAAUGCUGUAUUGGCUGAGAACAGAUGUCAUUCACCAGCCAUAUCUACGGACAGCUGAGAUCAAACUACUGAGAAUGGGCCAACUUGUAUUCACACGCCUGUUUUACCAUCACAUGGCGGGAGAACUCAGGGAGGAGAAGGAGUUCAAGGAGCGACUCUUUACCUACCUAGACGGACUAAAGGAUUACCAGGAUGCGUACCGCCCAUAUCCCAAUGCCCUGCUUUCCUUACGGUUUGUCAUUGCGGUGGGGAAGAUCAUCUUGUCUGAUUUGGAUCUGGUUACCGCACAAGCAAAGGAAGAGAAGUCUUCAUCUGACCAGCCAGACCAGGAAAAGGGGAGUAAGCCACAAACUGUGCACAAAGAGAGACAGAAGCUACCGGUAUCAGCCUCAUCCACGCGGAAAGUAACGACCCCCAAGUCCUUGGCCUCAUCAUCUAGAGCCACACGCUUCUCAUUCCACAGUCGGCCAGACUCCACCACAUGGGACUCUAAGCUGUUCUCCACUGUGUCAAGUAAAGCUUGUGAUGCUCACUCUGCAUGCUGGGGCAACAGCGGAGCUCUGAGUAGCAGUAUCCACGACCUAAGCCCCACCCUGUGGCACUCCCUGGAUGUCUGGAGGUGCACCAAUCAUCUGGGCAGAGGGCUCAGUCAUGCUCUCCGAGCAUUGGCUUGUUGUGCAAGCGGAUUAGCCAAUGAAACCUGGAUUGACACAACCUGUUCCAUGUUGAUCCUGGCUGAAGCAGCUAAAUCAAACUUGGCUGCUCUAAAGGUGAUGCAAAACCUGGCCAAAGGGGAGAUUCCCCAAGACUUCCAGGACUCCCCACCAAGCAGCAGGCACACUGAGGAGUCAGAUACAUUCAGCAUGGAGAAUGGUGACUGUGGCGAAGAGGAUUCACCAGUGAGUGAUACCAGCUCUCGACCCUCCCUCAGUGAUAUAUUUGAGCGUAGUGAGGAAGGGGAGACAGAGUCGAGGGUGAAGCCUUCAGAAAUCGACUCCUCCCCUGACAGUUUCCAGGAACAACAACAUGUGACAGCAGAGUCACCCAUGCAGGACAGACCAGGCAAGGUGCAAGAUUGUACUGGUGACGGUGGUCAAGAGCAGAGGUGUCAAGAGGAUGGCUCACCAGACAUUGAACAUUCUAGGCAGGAAGAUGGGGCACAAGUCACCAGAGGUUUUGCUGAGGCCAAAAGUAAUGAUUCUGACCUGGAUGGAAAGGGUUCUAAACCAGAUGGGAAGGGUUCCAGUCAUAAGGAGGAGGAUUCCAAAUUGGAUGGGAAAGGUUUCAACCAACCCGAGGAGGGUUCUAAGCUAGAUGGGGAAGGUUCCAGCCAAGAUGAGGAGGGCUCUGUACUGGAUGGGAAUGGUUCUAGUCAAGAAGGGAAGGAUUCCAGAGGAAAUGAGAGACCCAAACCCGUCCUGCGUGACCCAGGUGUGAGUAAACACAACACUGGCAGAGAAGUCUCCUUUGAUGAGAACAUCCAGUUGGCUGUGGUGGAGGAAUUGAACACCUCAGAUCCAGCCGUUAGUGCUGGUCUGUCUGCCAGUAAGGAGGAAGCCCAGUCCUGUGUGGAUUUGGCUCACCAAUCACAGGAGGACUCCUCGGUGCUAGAUGCCCUGGACACUAAUAAAAGAACUGGUCACAGACAGGACUCUGCGGAUCUGUCAGGACGAGGCUCGAGGGCUAGCUCAGCGCCUACCUUCACCAACCAAGCGAGUGUGGUCAGCCCUGGUCUCCAUGGCUGGCAUUGGGAGACGGGCAUCAUGUACACAGAGGUCAUGGCAGACAUUUGCCUCCACGGCAGUUCCUCCCACAUACAGAAAAGAGCUUUGGUCGGGGACAACGAGGAUUUCCGUGAAGUGUUGAGACGACGGAUCACGCAGAUGCCCCUGUCCAGUGCAGGGUUGUUAGACUUGGCAUUUUUCCACUCCGCAACUGAUUCGAAGGAUGGCAGUGAGAAUGACUGGAGUUGGAGGAUUCGUUAUGGUGCCAUCCACUCCUUGGUAAAGAUCUGCCGCUGUCUGACCAAUGACAAGGCUAAGGAAGGUCUACGGAAUGUGGCCUGGGCCACACUUAUUCACGCCCAUUCCAAGGAGAAAGACGACAGAGUCCUGGAGGCUCUCAAAGUGGGAGAGGUACACAGUACUUUAGAGAGUCUGGCUGGAAGUCACAUGGCAACACCUGCUAAUGUGAUCGGAGGGAGGAUUGCAGCCAGACUGGCCAGCAUAUAUUUACCUCCCCUUCCCUGCCCUGUCAGCAUCCCUACUUCUAAGAAGAGCCGAACUCGCAGGUCGCGAUACCCAACCAGUGUCAAGACAGACACCCACUCUCGACAGCCACUGAGAACAUCCCUCAGGGAUGAGGUUACCCUGGCCACAGCGCUACAUCAACCACAGCCCAGCUUUAACGUUCGUAUGAGCUUUGACUUGCGGCGUAUUGUGGAGGACCAGUGGCGUAAAGAGCUGCAGGCUGGUUUGGAUGAAGAGGAGAGUGGUCGUCAAGAAGCAUUGGAACGUGAGCAGGCGGCAGAGGAGAGGAGACAGCGACGGCUGGCUGAGGACAAAACCAGAAAGUUCACACAAACAGCUACAUAACCUGAUCUACAUAUAUCACAAACAGCAAACCAAGAUUACUGAGAAUUACUCCCCUUUACCACUAAGUGGCACAUCAGCGGAUGUUAGAGCUAAUAAACAAAACUGCUGACAGUAUCAGAGAGGUAUAAUAAUUGAAGUGAACUUGACAAGUGUGGCUUGUUUCUUGUUUCAUUUUAACAUAAUGAUUUAUAUUUGUUAUACUUCACAUAUUAUUAUUAUUUUGUAUCUUAUGGACUGUUACAUGGAACAUACAUAUACACAUGUGGAUUGUGGUAUUUUUAUAGACUGUUGUGUGGACUGUUGGAUGGAACAUACAUAUACACAUGUGGAUUGUGGUAUUUUUAUAGACUGUUGUGUGGACUGUUGGAUGGAACAUACAUAUACACAUGUGGAUUGUGGUAUUUUUAUAGACUGUUGUGUGGACUGUUGGAUGGAACAUACAUAUACACAUGUGGAUUGUGGUAUUUUUAUAGACUGUUGUGUGGACUGUUGGAUGGAACAUACAUAUACACAUGUGGAUUGUGGUAUUUUUCCCAGCUGUGGGAGUUGAAAGUAUGUGUAUCACAAUAUUACACCAGUUUCACUGGAAUGCUUUUAUGCUCUGUUGAUUACAAUUUUUACGGCUAGCCACAACUGAAGGUAAUAUUGUUUUUAAUACCAACGUUUUCAAUAAUUACGUGCAAAAAUUUGUUACUUGUACAAGAAGUAUAUGACCAUUUCUCCUCUCAUAAUACAAUGUAACCACUUUUUCCUUGUAAAAGGUUAUUGUUCAGGAAGAGAACAGCUGCUGU